Messenger RNA from Etheostoma spectabile (orangethroat darter), 4372 nucleotides. RefSeq names its product dimethylarginine dimethylaminohydrolase 1 (gene ddah1). The record is from RefSeq and is a predicted model, not a curated record. The transcript is spliced from 6 exons. Lineage: Eukaryota; Metazoa; Chordata; Actinopteri; Perciformes; Percidae. Gene Ontology annotation, molecular function: amino acid binding; dimethylargininase activity. Gene Ontology annotation, biological process: positive regulation of nitric oxide biosynthetic process; arginine metabolic process. Gene Ontology annotation, cellular component: mitochondrion. The coding region runs from base 299 to 1147 and encodes 282 amino acids.
GCUGAACGCCUCAAUGACGGCUGACAGACUCGGGAGCUACACGUGAUGGUCGGUGCGCGUCACCGAAGCGCUGUCGCUCGCCUGGAGACUGGAGCAAGGCUGGCUGACACUGUGUAGCAGGCUAUUGUAAAUAAAGAAUAAAACCCCCCAAAAAACUAGCAGGGAACAAAUAAGCAAGCCAGGCAGCAUCGGGUUAAGUGAUAGUAGUUUCUCUCAUUCAUUCGUCGAGUUGUCUGUUAGGGUGUUUUCAGUCCUUUUUUUUCUGAUUUGAGCGUGCCAAGUAAAGGGAAAGCUAAACAUGGCUGGUUUAAUGGUAGGUUUUGGUCAUUACACCCACGCCGUCGUCCGGGGAAUCCCGGCGUCCCUGGCCAAAGAAGCGCUCCGGAGCAGCCAGUCGGAGGUGGACGUGGUCAACGCGCGGAGGGAGCACGAGGCGUACGUUGAGGUCCUGGGGACGAGGCUCGGGCUGGAGGUGGUCGAGCUCCCCGCGGACGAGUCGCUCCCGGACUGCGUGUUCGUGGAGGACGCGGCCGUGGUGUGCGGUGACACGGCGCUCAUCACCAGACCCGGGGCAGAGAGCAGGAGGAGAGAGACGGAGGCAAUGAAAGGAGCUUUGAAGGAUUUGAAUCUGAACAUUGUGGAAAUGACUGACGAGAACGCCACACUGGAUGGAGGAGAUGUGCUUUUUACAGGUCGUGAGUUCUUUGUGGGCCUUUCCAAACGGACCAAUCAGAGAGGAGCAGAAAUCCUAGCAGAUGCUUUCAAGGACUAUGCUGUGUCGACCGUGCCUGUGCUGGAAGGGCUGCACCUGAAAAGCUUCUGCAGUAUGGGAGGACCCGGCCUUAUUGUUAUCGGCUCCAGUGAACCAGCACAGAAAGCCCUCAAAAUCAUGCAGCAAAUGAGUGACCAUCGCUAUGACAAACUGACAGUGCCUGAUGACCUUGCUGCCAACUGCAUCUACAUGAACCUACCUAAUAAGGGACAUGUGCUUCUGCACCCCACAGCAGAGGAGUUUCCAGAGAGUGCGAAGGUGUUUGAGAAGUUAAAGGACCACAUGCUGAUCCCGGUGUCCAACAUGGAGAAGGUCAAAGUGGAUGGAGCUCUCACAUGCUGCUCUGUUCUCAUCAACAAGAAGGCCAACAUCUGAGCCCUCACCAGGAAGUCUCUCAUUGCAUGGUAACCUAGCGGAGCCGGUAUCCAAUCACCAAGGAUCCUGAGGUUUAGCAAAACUAUCUUGGUACUUAGAGAAAAGAUAGGCAAGUUUGUUGUUGCUGAGGGACAAAGAAAUAUAAAUUAUACUAAGUCAUCUGCCCCCCCCCCCCCCCCCCCCCCCCCCCCCCGAUGAUGAUGACUUUCAUUACUAAAGAUGACUUUAAUGACAUUAAACAUUCUUAAAAAGUGUGUGUAUAAUUCAAUUGACAUAAAACACAAUUAGUGUUAGGAUGUCUCUGUAGGAAUUAGGAUAGUACUUGAAAUGAGUCUUACUUUGCUCAUGAUUUGGAUAUUUUGUAACAUUUAUAAAAAGAUGAAAACAAGGCAAAAGAACAAGCUAGCUGGUUAGAAAAUGGGUCACAUAUUCUCCCCAUGUUAAGCCAUAUAUGUCGUUGACAGUAUUUGCAACUGUUGACAAACUAUUACAAUUUGAAUCCAUCUGAUCCCGGAUCAGAAGAGUAGUUGACUUUGUGCAAUGUUGAGGCCCCCCCCCCCCUUUGAACCUGCAGAGCCCACUACUGUCUAGACCAAACCUAGCUUACACUGUUUGAUAGUCCCAACCCUUUAAGAGAACCACACAGAACAGAGCACUGGACCAACAAAACCAGAUGGAACUGUCUGAUGAAUUGUUUUUGUUGCCAUUGAAAAGUGCAGUCUUACCAACAUUACACUGCAGAUUUAUGAAUUACAUAACUAACAGACAUCUGCAGUGGAAAAUGUUUACAGUUGUUUUAUACUGAUUACAUUCAGCAUUUUAACUGUGAUUUAAUUGUGUGUGUUUGGUUAUAUAAUGUAAUUAGGACUCAGUUUGUAAAUUUUAUUCUUAUUUUUCAAAAACUGUAUUUUUGAGCAAGAUGGAGAAAAUAAAUCCUGCUAUUGCUUUAAUAUGGCAAAGGUUAUAUUACUGCUGUUCUUUUUUGUUUGUUUUUUACAGUUGGUGCUGAGUAAAUUUAACAACCGUACAGUAUUUCAAAACCACAGACACACAAUUCUGUGUUUUAUAAAAUGCAUGGCCAUUUAUCUAAUGAGUUGUUUUAAUUUCUCAUAUUGAAAAUACAGUUCUUGAAAAUCCUUCUGGAGAUAUGAGCUUUCUGUAUGAUCACAGUGUUAUGCUGAUUUUAUGAUUAACAUGAAUUCUGCCAUUGAUGCCUGAGGUUCUCUUACUUUUCAUGGCUAUUAUUUACUUAUCAGUAUUGACAGAUCUCAAUAAUGGCCACCAGCUAGAGGAGCUAAUAGUAGCCUGUGAAUUUAUUAAGGACAAUUUGCUGCCAUUUUGUUAAGCAAGUUGGCGUCCGUUCUGGUGAGCCUUUGUUCAGAUUCAUGUGGUGAUGCAAAUUUCUUAAUCUGUCCCAAAAUUGUAGAGAACAGAAGUAGUUUUCUCACUCCAUUGGUUCUGUCUCUGUUGUUGAUUACACUGUUUCUUUUAUUUCCUGUCAGGCAGUUUUCACACGAAAAGUGACUCAGAGCAUGCUGUGAAACUGAUGUCUGUUCCACUAAAUCCAAUAGCACCAAAUGUGACUGCAGUGAGAGAGUUUGCACUCAGCAUGCAGAACAAGCUAACUGUUUGGUGUGUUUCCAUGUGAGUUCACCAUGGUAGCUGCAAACAGGAGUUUAAAGUAUGCUGAUGAGUUCUGUUUUGGUGGCCUUAUCUCUGUUGAUGCUAAACUCAUGUUUGAGUUCUGUACAUAUGACAAUAUAGUGUAUGUAAACAUGUAUACUGUACGUACACUAAAUGUACACGUUAAAGCCCAUCACAUGUGAAACCACGUAUAUUCUCAAUGUGAUUGUAAGUGAAAGUUGAGGAAAUGACAUCAGGAGGUGAUUCAAUGAUUCAACCUCCCUCUGUUGACGUUUGUGUAAGGGCAAGUGGGCAGUGAUGAAACAUGGAAAGAAUUCCUGUUGGGAGGAGAGGCUUGUGCACCAGUAAACACUGACUCUUAAACUUUCUCUGUCUUUCUGUCUCACUCUCUCCUACCCUCUGCUAUUGCCUCAUCUGGACGAGCUCUCUAAUUUAUGGCGAUGAUAUCAUACAGUCUGGCGAACACUAUAGAUGUGAUGGCCUGCCGUUAAAGUGUGACACUAGUAGUAUAUUUUACAGAGGCGGCUGGCUAGAUGCAGGGUGAUAGCAUAGUUGCAGAGCAUCCAGUUCUGAUUCUCAUGCACUUACCUCUAAAGGCCAGGCAGGACCAGUCAUACACAGUCUGGUCAGUAUAAUGUCAACCAGGGUUAAGAGUUAGCACCAUUUACUUGCUAAAUUCAGGUAAAUAUGCAAGUGGCUGGUAGUUUGCUUCACUCACCAGCCAAAACAACUGUAAUCUAUAGGGUUGAGUGUUGUUUCGAUUUGCACGAUUCUGAUUCUAAUUCUGAUUCCUCCUUUUUGAUUCCGCUUCUUAUCAACUCUAGAUUCGGAUUCUCUGAGGGGUGGAGCUGAAACAGGUCACAUGCUUAUUUCGCAGAUAAGAGGAAAACAUUAUUUUAAUUCAAUGGCGAUUUGCAGUUUUACAUUUUAACGUAAAAUAAAGCCACACCGCUUACUGUUCUCCUGCUGCAACACAACAAGUGCUUGGAAGUACAGGGCCAUAUAUACUAUAAUCAAAACUUGCAUGUGUAAAAUUUGGAACCAAUGUUCCCAAUUCAAACCAAAUUUUCCAAACAAUUCCAAUAAAAAAGAAUUUAAAAAAUUGAAAUUGUCAUUUUUAGAAAUGAUUCCAAAUUAGAACAGUUUCUCUAUGCCCAACCCCAGUAAUCUACGAAUUGAUGAAAAAUGAUUACUUGCCAUUUAGCUGGUGGAUGGGAAAGUUAAUUUUGAACCCUGAGUGUCAACCAUUAGAUUUUUUAUUGCUCCAAAUCACCCACUGGUUGGACAGCUCUGGUGAACUAUAACCUUUUCCUAUACUGAUUUACAAUCAAAACACUUAGUACAUUUUGAGCUCUUUGCUGGCAAGGUUGUCUGUGAAUAACUGCUUCUAAAAAAAGUGUCCUGACUUUGUUAUCCUCUGACUAAUCCCCUCACUCAUCACAGUAGUCAUGAUGUGUUUGCCCUUGUUCCAACUGAGGGCUCUUAAAUUUCCUAAGAGUUGUGAGUAAUACUUAUUUGAGUCAUAAAUUGAGCCUUUUUUGUGUUGUGCCUACUUUCUGUAAUAAAUUAACCUUGCAUUCA